Molecule: messenger RNA, 4040 nt
Organism: Bacillus rossius redtenbacheri
Lineage: Eukaryota; Metazoa; Arthropoda; Insecta; Phasmatodea; Bacillidae
Product: major facilitator superfamily domain-containing protein 6-like
Exons: 11
Coding region: 503-2329 (608 amino acids)
Cellular component (GO): membrane
Source: RefSeq, a predicted model, not a curated record
UUUGUAGGUUAUUUGUAAUUCUUGCCGCUUCUGUGAACGCAGUAGCUUGCAUAAUUUAGAGUUACAGUUGGAUCAGCUGACUGAACAGCAUGGUUUAUGGUGUUAAUAAACAAAAAGAACAUUAAAUUAGCAAUUAAUGCUAUGUCUGAUGUGUGUGUGACUCAGAGCAGGUAGCAUGCACUGAAACUAGCUCUGAUUGGCUGAGGCACAUUGCAUCACAGUGCAGUGAAUUGUGCUUCUGUGACUCAUCCUGUAGGGCUUAUAGAUGUUCCCCCCACCACACACACCUGCUUCAUUGUGAUGAAAGAUGAUGCUUCAUCUUUUAUUUGUUGCCACCUUACACCUACACUUGAGACGCAACGACACCUGUAUGUGAGCUAGCUACUUCAGGGAGUUACCUGCCUCGCCUGUUCUUGUGACACUGCUCAUCAGCUUACCUUGUCUGCUGUGUGCGUGCUUGUGACACAGCUGUUGUGUUUAAACCACUUCUUUUCCCUGUGCAAUGCUCUUGCUGUUCUCUUGUGGAUCUAAUCUCUCCGGGAUAUUGAAGUCUUCACAAAUCAAAAUGACCUUCAUAAAAAACAUCAGAGAGAAAAUCAAUCCAGCCCUUCUUCCAAUGAAAUGUCAUUACUUCUUAUGGAAUGCAGGCACGGCGCCGGCCGUGUCCUUCGCGUCGACGUGGGCGCGGCAGCGGGGCUUGUCGAGCGUGGCGGUGGGCACGGUGUUCGCGGCGCUGCCCGUGUGCGGGCUCCUGGCCAAGCCCCUGCUCGGAGCGCUGGCCGACCGCUACCAGCUGCAGCGAGCGCUGUUCCUGGCCUUCCAAGCGCUCACCGCCGCCGCCUUCUUCUCCGUGCAGUUCGUGCCCGCCGUGCCCACGCGGACCACCGUGGCGCUGCUCUGCGGGAACACCACGUCCUUCCGGUUGUGCCCCGGCACGGCGGGCCAGCUCCCCGGCACACACGUCAGCUGCGAGCUGUCGUGCAGGAACGCCAGCUCCCUGGUCUUCGAGAUCUGCUCCUCGUGGACCGAGUCAGAUCAGUGCCAGGGGCCCACCGGGUCCACCACGGAGACGAGUGCAGUGCGACCAACCGGCGGGACGACUCUGGAAGCACUCUGUGACUCGGCAGCCGCUGACGUCCAGCUGGUGGCUGAAGUUCCUCCGGGAAACAUCCUGCAGCAGGGCAGCUCGUGCCUGGAACUGCGCGUCGGCGCGUGCCGUGUGGGCGACGCCUGCCUGGCGCCGCGCUGCGGGAACCCGACCGGCGCCAGCUGCGAGGCGCGCUGCGACGACGCGGCGCUGCGCGAGGCGCUGGAGUCCGCGGCCUCGGGCGACGACCCCGUCUCGCUGUACCAGUUCUGGCUGCUGCUGGGGCUGCUGGCGCUGAGCUGGGUCGGCAUGGCCGUGGUGGUCAGCCUGGGCGACGCCCUCUGCUUCCAGCUGCUGGGCGAGAGACCAAUCCUGUACGGCCGACAGAGGCUGUGGGGUUCCAUUGGCUGGGGGAUAUUCUCCCUCAUGACCGGAGCGCUCAUCGAUGAGUUCAGUCGCGGCAAACAGAAGAAAGACUACACCGUCAUGUUUUACAUCUUACUGAUCCUUGUCGGUCUGAAUUUCUGCAUCUGCUUCCAGCUCAAGCCCGGCGAGAGGAAGCGGUCGAAGAACAUCCUGCGAGACAUCGCCAAGUUGCUGCCUGACCUGAGGAUCGUCAUGUUCGUGGCCUGGUGCAUCGCUUGUGGCCUGUGCACCGGCUUGCUGUGGCAGUUCCUGUUCUGGCACUUGGAGGACCUGGCCGUGCUGCGCGGCGGCGGCGUGGCGCGCUGGACCAAGACGCUGCAGGGAGCCGUCAGUGCGGUGCAGACCUUCGGCGGCGAGCUGCCCUUCCUCUUCCUGUCGGGCGGCGUGCUGGCGCGACUGGGCCACGUGCACACCAUGUCGCUGGUGCUGGCGGCCUACGGGGCGCGGCUGCUGCUGUACUCGCUGCUGGCCGACCCCUGGUGGAGCCUGCCCAUUGAGCUGCUGCACGGUCCCACGUAUGGCCUGAUGUACGCCACCAUGGCCUCCUACGCCAGCAUCGCGGCCCCGCCCGGCACCGAGGCCACCGCGCAGGGCCUCGUGGGAGCCGUGUUCGAGGGCGUCGGAGCCUCUCUGGGCAGCCUGCUGGGGGGGAUCCUGUACCAGCGAGGCGGGGCCUUCACCUUCCGUGUGUACGGGGUGGGAGCGCUCGUCGCGCUGUGCGUGCACGUCUGUGUGCACUGCGUGCUGGCCCGCAGGCCGCACUACGGGGUGCAGCCUUCAGAUAUUGCUGGCAAAUCAACACCUGUCCAAGAGUGACACUUCUCAUGCAUUUAAAUAACAUCCUGGGUCAAAAUAAGAUAUACCGUAUUUACCCGAAAAUAAUGUGAACCUAAACAUUUUGAUUAUAAUUUAAUGGAAAAAAAAAUUAUGGAUUGGAGAUCACAAUUCAAGUACAUAGCACUUGAAAAUUAUUUUGUUUAUUCCAUAUUUACUAGACCCUUUCUGCAACCACUUGCAUACCUGCCAACUUUUUAGUUUGGUCAUCAAGAAAACUUUUAAAUUGGGAAAAUGUAUCGUAAAUCAAAUGCGGCAAUUUUUUACAUGCUUUAUGUGCAAUUAUUUUCUAUUUUUCUAUUCCAUUUGGUUUCUGCUAAUUUACUAAUGACAUGAAGGGCAUAUCGAUAGCCUAGAAUGAAAACCUCAUACAGUCAAUAUUGUAAAUGUACUGGGAAACUAAACCUAUCCAGAAUGUGCCAAUUUACACAGCAUGCAUAUGAAAAGCAAAAUGAUCAAGUACAAAACAAAAGCAAUAGUAUUCACUAAACAAGAUUACUUAAAGACAUGCCUUGCUAUAUCACAUGUUUGUUACAUAUUUCAGUCAUCUCCUGAUUAUCAUCUUUGAUGCAAUUUAAAGACUUUGAAUGUGCAGCAGUUGCCUUCUUUGCUUUACCUAAUAAAUCUGAGGUAAACCUUUGUUCAUAACAAACAAUUCCUUGAUUUCAACACAGAAAUAGACUGCAAAGUUUCAGAUGACAUGGAGGACCUAAAUUGGGUUGUUUUUUUUUCCACCAUACUGAAAAUGCGCUCACAUUCUGAAUUACUGUGGAAAGCACGUUUUUCCUAUGCUUAGUACACUUAACAUGUGUAGUUAUGUCGGACCUACCUCCAUGAGCAAUACUAAAAUCACACCGGCACACUGUGCAAAACACAAAAGUUUCUCCUUUUUGCAAUUUCAGAAUACACGGGAAUUCGUUGUUAUACGCAGCACGGUAAGUCUGAAUAUAUUUCUUGUUGGCUAGCUUACUCAUGGUUCCCACCACGUAAAUGCACAUGAAAAAAAAAAAGGCUGCGCAGCACUACAUUGGAACUACGAACAAUUGUAUAGUCAGCCAUUUUGGACGUAAUAUAAGGAACAGACCAAGGAGGUAGGGCUGACGUCACAAUUGUGGUCCGUUCCUCCGUUUAAGGAAGCAAUUUUUCGUUGCGGUAACUGGGAAACGACCGUAAACCGUCCAGUCCAAACCAUAUACAAAUAACUAACUAUAUCUCUUGUUUUGUUUUCAUUCCGCCUUCCGUCGGUGCGUCGGUAACAUGGCUGGUACAGUAAAAUUUGGCAGGUAUACAUGGCCCGUACAGUGAACGGUAAUAAACCACCACGCAAAAAUAAAUCCGUAAGAUAUUAAAGACGUCCGUAAAACCGUAAAAUAGUAUUAAAAUCCGUAAAACUUACGGACAAUCCGUAAAAGUUGGCAGGUAUGCACUUGUCAGUGGAGUUAUUUACAUACGUAAUCCAUCUUAAAUGACAUUGACACCCCGUUCUGCAGUUACAAAAAAAAAUUAUACAACUGUAGUUCUACAGGAUGGCCAUACAAACUAUCAAAUGAAAUUCCCAUUUCCAGGUUUUCCCUGUCCAGAUUAUAAUUUUUUCUGACCUUGAUCUAUUAAGUAACCCAAAUAAAUUAUAGCAGACAAGUUACCAAAAUGAAACAAACUACUUUUAAAAGAGUAUAAUAAAAUUUGCAAAUUA